This is a messenger RNA of Verruconis gallopava, 1389 nucleotides long. RefSeq lists its product as uncharacterized. The transcript has a single exon. Gene Ontology annotation, molecular function: polyubiquitin modification-dependent protein binding; single-stranded DNA binding; metalloendopeptidase activity. NCBI's taxonomy places the organism in Eukaryota, Fungi, Ascomycota, Dothideomycetes, Venturiales, Sympoventuriaceae. Gene Ontology annotation, biological process: DNA repair. Bases 104 to 1135 code for a protein of 343 amino acids. The record is from RefSeq and is a predicted model, not a curated record. Gene Ontology annotation, cellular component: nucleus.
CAUUAUACUGUGCAGCUCUUGAUAACUCGUGAGCCCAAGCAGCUUCGCACGAUCUGACCUGCAACAGAAAUGCCCAUUUUACAUACAUGCUCCGUCGCCGCGGAUGCAGCCAACAACGGAUGAAGAUGCCGCUUUGGCAGCUAUCGCCGCCUUCAGCCAGCUUACCCCCGAUCAGCAAGAUGCUCAGGCAAAGAUUGCUACAAUACGUAAGGAAGAGGAUGCAAACCCGUUUGUAAACAUACAUGAACUGUUCGCACUUUACGAUGUGCUUUAUUUUCGCUCGCUGCUGGUGUCAAAAGUGGACAUAAGUUGGUCUUCAAGGCUUACGCUUUGUGCUGGCAUGUGUGAAAUCAGUAAAGAUCAGGAAGGGAAAUACACGCGGAUCAAACUGAAGAUGUCAGAACCAUUGUUAAAAUACCGAACUCGCUCGGACACUAUCAACACGCUUCUCCACGAGGCAAUUCAUGCAUACCUAUUCAUUACAACCGGAUGGCGACAUGCAAGAGGAGGCGAUGGCACUGGGCAUGGAAAAGGGUUUCAACUACUAGCGGAUGCUAUCAGCAAUCACGGAGGCUACGAAGUUACUGUAUUUCAUAAGUUCCAUGAGGAAGUGGAUAGCUACCGUACACAUAUCUGGAAGUGCGACGGUCCGUGUCAGAAUCAACCUCCCUUUUUUGGAUUUGUUAAGCGUAGUAUGAAUCGUCCGCCUUCAAAAAAUGAUCCGUGGUGGGAUAAACACCAGGAAGAGUGUGGUGGCAAGUACACCAAGAUUGCUGAACCUGCGCCGACAAAGGCACAGCUUAGUAACAUGACUGCUAAAGCAAGAGCGGGAAGGCAGAAGAACAAGAUCGAUAGCUGGGUACGGAAAUCGAAUUCGGACGAAAAAGAAGAGGCCGAAAAGCCAGGCCGAAUACCCAGCAGCAUCGAGCAUCUCUACAACUCUUUUCUGGUCUCUAACAACGCUGAACACGUGCCGUCUAAGGCCGUCUCUAUGUCUAAUGUAAAACGAGAACGCACCAAAGAUGAUCAAGAAGCGCAACCGCGUAAGAAGAUGCUAGUCAAUUGUCCGAUAUGCGAUGAAAGGAUUGAUGAAGCCAUGAUCAAUCAGCAUCUUGACAACUUGCACGAUUUAUGAAAUUCCUGUGGCACCCAUCCUUUGGGCCGUUCAUAACCAUCUGUUAAAUGAAGGUUAAAAAUUUAUAUUUUCACCAAAAUGCGAGCCACGCAAAGUAUGCUUCGCUUAUUUGAGCAAGAGCCUGCGUCGAAAUUAUGACGAUCGCAUUUUCAUGUUGUUUGGAGAUUUGUCCGUGUAUGUCAUUUGGAAAGUCUAGUCAUAAAGGAUAGAAUACCUCAACAGGACCUCUUCGUAAUUUUAGCAUCUUGUUUGUG